AUGCAGUUCGGGUUCAUCUUGCUCGUUCUAGCGGUAAUCCUCCAGUUGGCUUCCAUCGACGCGGACGCCACGGUUCUUUCUCCCACAGGCCCGGUUGGAUUUGCUUCGGUUGACGGCGAAGGCGCCAGGUUCCUGAGGGCCAGUGCGAUUGCUGAUGACGAUGAAGAGAGACCAGAUACCGCGGCGGCCGACAAGAUUUCCACAGUUCUUGCUCGGCUCGCGGAGAAAGCAGAGCAAUCGCUGAGGGCUGAUGCAGCUGAGCUGGUAAAGCUGACCAAGUCUGUACCAGAUUCUCCAGCCGAGUAUGAUGUCUAUCUCGCUACUCUGAAGAAAGCCAAAAAGAAUUUUACACGCAACGCCAAUAGGCAUUUUGACGAGGACCUCAAGGCGACUCCCGAUGAUCUAAUCAGGCAGUACAACCUGGACCCAGAACUUGCGUUGAAAAUGACGAACACUAAGUCGCUGGAAGUCUUGAAAGACGCAGAUCCUGCACUGUAUGUCAUGUGGUUCAAGUACUCCAAGCACUACAAGAGAAACAACCCAAACUGGAAGCCCAUCUAUGGUCUUGCUAAGCUUACCAGAUACUAG
Phytophthora sojae is the source of this 588-nucleotide messenger RNA. RefSeq lists its product as hypothetical. The coding region runs from base 1 to 588 and encodes 195 amino acids. The transcript has 2 exons. Lineage: Eukaryota; Oomycota; Peronosporomycetes; Peronosporales; Peronosporaceae. The record is from RefSeq and is a predicted model, not a curated record.